Molecule: messenger RNA, 10814 nt
Organism: Nothoprocta perdicaria
Lineage: Eukaryota; Metazoa; Chordata; Aves; Tinamiformes; Tinamidae
Gene: FRYL
Product: FRY like transcription coactivator
Exons: 62
Coding region: 76-9180 (3034 amino acids)
Biological process (GO): cell morphogenesis; neuron projection development
Cellular component (GO): site of polarized growth; cell cortex
Source: RefSeq, a predicted model, not a curated record
ACACCACCCAGCAGAGUAAAUAAACGCAGAAUUUCUCCAAGUGUUGCUUCCACCUGGGAAAAGAGAGGCGUCAUCAUGUCCAACAUCACUAUUGAUCCAGAUGUGAAGCCUGGCGAGUAUGUUAUCAAAAGCCUCUUUGCAGAAUUUGCUGUUCAAGCUGAAAAGAAAAUUGAAGUUGUAAUGGCUGAACCUUUGGAAAAGCUCCUGUCCAGAUCUCUUCAAAGAGGUGAAGAUCUUCAAUUUGAUCAGUUGAUAAGCUCUAUGAGCUCAGUAGCAGAGCACUGUCUCCCCUCCUUACUGCGCACCUUGUUUGACUGGUACAGGCGUCAAAAUGGAACAGAAGAUGAAUCUUAUGAAUAUAGACCUCGCUCUAGCACAAAAUCAAAAGGGGACGACCAACAACGUGAAAGGGAUUAUCUACUUGAAAGGAGGGACUUAGCUGUAGAUUUCAUUUUUUGUUUAGUUUUAAUAGAGGUUCUAAAACAGAUACCUGUUCACCCCGUGCCAGAUCCUUUAGUACAUGAAGUUCUAAACUUGGCUUUUAAGCACUUUAAACAUAAGGAAGGGUAUUCAGGAACCAACACUGGGAAUGUGCAUAUUAUUGCAGACUUGUAUGCAGAAGUGACAGGGGUUCUUGCUCAGUCAAAGUUUCAAGCUGUUAGGAAGAAGUUUGUCACUGAAUUAAAGGAACUGCGGCAAAAAGAGCAGAGUCCUCAUGUAGUACAAAGUAUCAUCAGUUUGAUUAUGGGAAUGAAGUUUUUUCGAGUAAAAAUGUAUCCUGUGGAGGAUUUUGAAGCAUCAUUUCAGUUCAUGCAGGAAUGUGCUCAAUACUUCCUGGAAGUAAAAGAUAAAGAUAUAAAACAUGCACUUGCCGGUUUAUUUGUGGAAAUCCUCAUCCCUGUGGCUGCUGCUGUUAAAAAUGAAGUGAAUGUGCCGUGUUUGAAAAAUUUUGUGGAGAUGCUUUAUCAGACUACCUUUGAAUUGAGUUCAAGAAAGAAGCACUCGCUGGCUUUGUAUCCAUUGAUCACCUGCCUGUUGUGUGUCAGUCAGAAACAGUUUUUUUUAAAUAACUGGCACGUUUUCCUGCAGAACUGUUUGUCACAUCUAAAGAURCCAUCUAACAACAGUAUCAGAAAACAAAUAGAAACAUUGCAGAAUAAAGAUCCCAAAAUGUCCCGAGUUGCACUGGAAUCUCUAUAUAGAUUAUUGUGGGUUUAUGUUAUUAGAAUAAAAUGUGAAAGCAACACUGUAACUCAAAGCCGUCUCAUGAGCAUUGUAUCAGCACUUUUCCCUAAAGGAUCACGUAGUGUGGUCCCUCGAGACACACCUCUGAACAUAUUUGUGAAGAUUAUUCAGUUCAUUGCUCAGGAACGUUUGGAUUUUGCAAUGAAAGAAAUAAUUUUUGAUCUUCUUAGUGUUGGAAAAUCACCUAAAACCUUCACUAUUAAUCCAGAGAGGAUGAAUAUAGGCCUCAGAGUCUUCCUUGUGAUAGCAGAUAGUUUGCAGCAGAAAGAUGGUGAACCACCAAUGCCAACAACAGGAGUUGUUCUUCCCUCAGGAAAUACUCUCCGUGUGAAGAAAAUUUUUCUUAAUAAAACACUGACAGAUGAGGAAGCAAARGUUAUAGGAAUGUCCAUAUACUAUCCUCAAGUUAGAAAAGCGCUAGACAGCAUUCUUAGGCAUUUGGACAAAGAAGUUGGAAGACCAAUGUGCAUGACUAGUGUGCAGAUGUCCAAUAAAGAGCCUGAAGACAUGAUUACGGGUGAAAGAAAACCUAAGAUAGAUUUGUUCAGAACUUGCAUUGCUGCUAUCCCAAGACUGAUUCCAGAUGGCAUGAGCAGGACUGACCUCAUUGAAUUGCUGGCAAGGCUGACAAUUCAUAUGGACGAGGAGCUGCGCGCCUUGGCUUUCAACACACUCCAGGCACUGAUGCUUGACUUCCCAGACUGGCGGGAGGAUGUUCUUUCAGGCUUCGUGUAUUUUAUUGUGCGCGAAGUAACGGAUGUCCAUCCAACGCUUCUUGACAAUGCAGUAAAAAUGCUAGUGCAGCUCAUAAAUCAGUGGAAACAAGCAGCUCAAAUGCACAAUAAAACUCAAGAUUCUCAGCGUGGGGUAUCCAGUGGAGCUGCACAUAGCCUCCCUCUGGAGAGGAACCUUUAUUCCAGCGUKUUUCAUGUGGUGGAAGGCUUUGCUUUGGUGAUUCUUUGCAGCACAAGGCCUGCAACCAGAAGAUUAGCAGUCAGUGUUCUUAGAGAAAUAAGAGCCUUGUUCACCGUUUUAGAAAUUCCCAAGAGUGAUGAUGAUUUGGCUAUAGAUGUGAUGGACAGACUAAGUGCUUCUAUCCUGGAGAGUUUCAUACAUCUCACUGGGGCUGAUCAGACUACUCUUCUGUACUGCCCCGGUUCAAUAGAUUUGCAAACUUUGGCUGACUGGAGUUCCUCCCCAAUCAGCCACCAGUUUGAUGUGGUCAGUCCAUCGCACAUAUGGAUAUUUGCACAUGUCACCCAAGGCCAGGAUCCCUGGAUUAUAAGCCUCUCAAGUUUUAUGAAACAAGAAAAUCUUCCAAAACACUGCCCCACAGCUGUGAGCUAUGCUUGGACAUUUGCUUAUACCAGACUCCAGCUACUGUCCCCACAGGUGGAUAUAAACAGCCCUAUCAAUGCCAAGAAAGUAAAUACUACUACAAGCAGUGACUCCUAUAUUGGACUCUGGAGAAACUACCUGAUUCUGUGCUGCAGUGCAGCUUCCUCUGCCAACUCCUCCACCUCCACAGGCUCUGUGAGAUGUUCCCCUCCCGAGACGCUGGCGUCUACUCCUGACAGUGGUUAUAGCAUUGAUUCAAGAAUCAUUGGCAUUCCAUCCCCUUCCUCCUUGUUUAAGCACAUAGUCCCAAUGAUGCGCUCUGAGAGCAUGGAAAUCACGGAAUCCCUCGUGCUGGGUCUUGGCAGGACCAACCCCGGAGCAUUUAGGGAGCUAAUAGAAGAAUUACAUCCUAUAAUUAAGGAAGCACUUGAAAGAAGGCCAGAGAACAUGAAACGACGCAGGCGUCGAGACAUUUUGCGAGUGCAGCUAGUACGAAUAUUUGAACUGCUGGCAGAUGCUGGUGUCAUCAGUCACAGUGCAAGUGGUGGCCUUGAUAAUGAAACACAUUCCCUCAACAACACUUUACUGGAGUAUGUUGAUCUAACAAGACAACUCCUAGAAGCAGAGAAUGAAAAGGAUUCUGAUACACUGAAAGAUAUCCGGUGCCAUUUUAGUGCCUUAGUGGCAAAUAUCAUUCAAAAUGUUCCAGUACACCAGAGAAGAAGUGUCUUUCCGCAGCAGAGUCUACGCCACAGUCUAUUUAUGUUGUUCAGUCAUUGGGCAGGUCCUUUUAGUAUCAUGUUUACUCCCCUGGACAGAUACAGUGAUAGGAACAUGCAAAUAAACAGACACCAAUACUGUGCAUUGAAGGCUAUGUCUGCUGUACUGUGUUGUGGCCCUGUUGCAGAUAAUGUGGGGCUGUCAUCUGAUGGCUAUUUAUACAAAUGGCUGGAUAAUAUCUUGGAUUCCCAGGAUAAAAAGGUUCAUCAGUUAGGUUGUGAGGCAGUUAUGCUGCUCUUGGAACUCAACCCUGACCAGAGUAACCUCAUGUACUGGGCUGUAGACCGGUGUUACACAGGUUCUGAGCGGGUAGCAGCUGGCUGUUUUAAAGCCAUAGCCAGUGUGUUUCAAAACAGGGAUUACCAGUGUGAUACAGUGACCCUCCUAAAUCUCAUACUGUUUAAAGCGGCUGAUUCUACUAGAGCAAUCUAUGAAGUUGCUAUGCAACUAUUACAGAUCUUGGAACCAAAGAUGUUCCGUUAUGCUCACAAACUGGAAGUUCAGAGGACGGAUGGGAUUUUGGGUCAGCCUUCUCCUUUACCACAUCUAUAUUCUAUGUCUUACUAUCAGCUCUCAGAAGAAUUAGCAAGGACCUAUCCAGAACUAACUCUUGCUAUCUUCUCAGAAGUAAGUCAGAGAAUUCAAACAGCUCACCCGGCUGGGAGGCAGGUGAUGCUGCAUUAUCUGCUGCCAUGGAUGAACAACAUUGAGCUGGUGGACUUGAAACCUUUGCCAACCCUUCGGCGGCAAGAUGAAGAUGAGGAAGAUGCUCUGAAAGACAGGGAGAUGAUGGUGAACAGUCGACGCUGGCUGCGAGGGGAAGGCUGGGGAUCUCYGCAAGCUACUGCUAUGGUUUUGAACAAUCUAAUGUAUAUGACUGCCAAGUAUGGUGACGAAGUGGCUUGGUCAGAGAUAGAAAAUGUUUGGACUACAUUGGCAGACAGCUGGCCAAAAAAUCUGAAAAUAAUUUUGCACUUCUUGAUCAGUAUCUGUGGAGUGAACAGUGAACCCAGUCUUUUGCCUUAUGUAAAGAAAGUCAUUGUUUAUUUGGGUAGAGACAAAACAAUGCAACUGUUGGAGGAGCUGGUGAGUGAACUUCAGCUAACUGAUCCCGUCAGCUCCGGGGUCACUCAUAUGGAUAAUCCACCAUAUUAUCGCAUUACAUCCAGUUACAAAAUCCCUUCUGUCACUUCAGGAACCACUUCUAGUAGCAAUACGAUGGUAGCUCCCACAGAUGUUAACCCUGAAAGUAAACACAUAAAAGACAGUAUUGAAGAGAAUUAUGCACAUCUAGACAUUUACAGUGGGUUGAACAGUAACUUGAACCGACAGCACCACAGACUAGAAUCUCGCUACAGCAGCAGCUCUGGAGGAUCGUAUGAAGAAGAAAAAAGUGAUUCAAUGCCUCUAUAUUCAAACUGGCGAUUGAAAGUGAUGGAGCACAAUCAGGGAGAGCCGCUGCCUUUCCCACCUACUGGGGGUUGCUGGUCACCACUGGUGGAUUAUUUGCCUGAAACUUCUCCUCCAGGCAUGUCACUUCACAGGUGCAACAUAGCAGUGAUCCUUUUAACUGACUUGAUAGUCGACCACAGUGUGAAGGUGGAAUGGGGAGGAUACUUACAUCUUUUGCUUCAUGCAAUUUUUAUAGGUUUUGACCACUGUCACCCUGAAGUCUAUGAGCACUGUAAACGGCUGCUUUUGCAUCUGCUGAUAGUGAUGGGCUCCAGCAGUAACAUCCAGUCUGUUGCUUCUGUCCUGCUCAGGAACAGAGAGUUCAAUGAGUCCAGGGUGCUUACUGUCAAGCAAGCUUCCCACUUAGAUUAUACUUUCACAGCAGGGGUUAAUGAUUUUAUACCUGAUUACCAGCCCUCCCCAAUGACCGACUCAGGGCUCAGUUCAAGUUCUACCUCUUCUAGCAUCAGUUUAGGAAAUACAAGUGCUGCCAUUUCUCAGCUGCAUACCACCAUCCUCAAUGAGGUUGACAUUUCAGUAGAACAAGAUGAAAAAGUGAAAACUCUCAUAGAAUUUAUUACCUCAAGGAAAAGAGGGCCACUUUGGAAUCAUGAAGAUGUUUCAGCUAAGAACCCUAAUAUAAAGAGUGCUGAACAGUUAACUGUGUUUCUAAAGCAUGUGGUAUCUAUUUUUAAACAGACAAGCUCAGGAGGGUUUCAGUUGGAGCACCGUCUUAGUGAAGUUGCUUUGCAAACUGCUCUUUCUUGCUCCUCUCGACAUUAUGCUGGGAGGUCCUUUCAGAUUUUCAGGGCUCUGAAGCAGCCUCUUACUGCAUCUACGCUUUCUGAUGUUCUCUCCAGACUAGUAGAAACUGUUGGAGAUGCAGGAGAAGAAGCUCAGGGUUUUGUCAUAGAACUGCUUCUGACUCUGGAGUCUGCUAUUGAUACAUUGGCUGAGACCAUGAAGCAUUACGAUCUGCUGUCUGCCCUUUCUCAAACCUCAUACCAUGAUUCAGUAAUGGGAAACAAGUUUGCAGCUAACAGGAAAAGCACUGGCCAGAUCAACCUAAGCACAAGUCCCAUUAACAGCGGCAGUUGUUUGGGCUACUACAGCAAUACCAGGAGUAAUUCUCUGAGGCUCAACUUAAUCAGUGAGCGGAGAGGCGACCGUCGACGGAGCAACACGCUGGACAUAAUGGAUGGAAGGAUAAAUCAUGGUGGCAGCUUGGCAAGGACUAGAAGCCUUUCCUCCCUGCGAGAGGGAGGGUUGUACGAUGUGCAGCCCACUACUGAUCCCGUCAAUCUGUUGGCUACCGUGUUCUGGAUUGCAGCUUCCUUGCUCGAGUCAGAUUAUGAAUAUGAGUACCUUCUGGCUCUCAAGCUCCUCAACAAACUGCUGAUUCACCUGCCUCUGGAUAAACUGGAGAGUCGGGAAAAGAUAGAAAAGGUGCAGAAUAAACUGAAGUGGAAUAACUUCCCAGGCCUUCAGCAGCUUUUCCUGAAAGGCUUUACUUCAGCAUCUACGCAGGAAAUGACCGUUCACCUCCUCAGUAAACUCAUCACAAUUUCCAGGCAUGCUUUGGUGGACCCCUCUCAGCUAGCAGGAUUUCCCCUAAACAUCUUGUGCUUACUUCCUCAUCUGAUCCAACAUUUUGAUAACCCAACUCAGUUCUGUAAAGAAACAGCUGACAGGAUAGCAAAGGUUUGUGCAGAGGAGAAAUCACCAACUCUUGCCAAUCUGGCUCAUAUGAUGAGCUUAUACAGCACGCACAGCUAUUCCAGAGACUGCUCUAACUGGAUUAAUGUAGUGUGUAGAUACUUGCAUGACUCCUUCUCAGAUAUCACAUUCAACCUUGUAACUUAUCUCGCAGAGCUACUAGAGAAAGGGUUAGCCAGUAUGCAGCAGUCCUUACUGCAGAUCAUCUACAGUCUUCUGAGUCAUAUUGACCUGUCCACAGCACCAGUGAAACAGUUCAACUUGGAGAUCAUAAAAGUUAUUGGUAAAUAUGUCCAGAGUCCAUAUUGGAAAGAAGCCCUUAAUAUUUUGAAACUAGUGGUGUCUCGGUCAGCAAGCCUUGUUGUACCUAAUGAUAUUCCGAAGUCUUACGGAGGUGAAAUAGGUUCUCCUGAAAUCUCCUUCACAAAAAUUUUUAAUAAUGUCUCCAAGGAGCUACCUGGGAAGACAUUAGAUUUUCAUUUUGAUAUAUCCGAGACACCAAUUAUUGGAAAUAAAUAUGGUGAUCAACACAGCGCUGCUGGUAGAAAUGGGAAGCCCAAAGUCAUUGCGGUCACCCGGAGCACUUCUUCAACUUCCUCUGGCUCCAAUUCGAAUGCAUUAGUUCCUGUCAGCUGGAAGAGACCACAGCUAUCUCAGAGAAGAACAAGGGAGAAGCUAAUGAAUGUGCUUUCUCUGUGUGGACCAGAGUCUGGGCUUCCCAAGAAUCCUUCAGUUGUGUUUUCCUCUAAUGAAGACUUGGAAGUUGGAGACCAGCAAACCAGUCUUAUUUCAACCACAGAAGAAGUGAUUCAAGAAGAGGAAGUGGCUGUGGAAGACAAUACCAGUGAACAACAAUUUGGAGUUUUUAAAGACUUUGACUUUUUAGAUGUUGAAUUGGAAGAUGCAGAGGGUGAAAGCAUGGACAACUUCAACUGGGGGGUUCGGAGGCGCUCCCUCGACAGCAUUGACAAAGGGGACACUCCAUCCCUUCAGGAAUGUCAGUACUCUGGAAGCACUCCCAGCUUGAACCUGACUAACCAGGAAGACACGGAUGAGUCUUCAGAAGAGGAAGCAGCACUAACUGCAAGUCAGAUACUCUCUCGUUCGCAGAUGUUAAACAACGAUUCUGCCAUAGAUGAAACAAUAUCAGAUCAUGCUGGUUUAUCCCUUCAGUCUCAGGAUUCCACUAGCAGUGUGGGGACAGAAGAGGUGCUUCAAAUCAGAACUGAAACCCCAAGUUUGGAGGCUUCUCCUCUAGAUAACUCUAGCAACCAGCUGCCUGAGGAAGGCAGUCCAGCAGUAAGGGAUGAACAGGUUAGCACUGCUAGUGAAGACACAGGGUCAUAUGUCCUUCAGGAACAACAAGACCCUCUGAUCUGUCACGAGUCUCUUGAGUUGGAAGAGACUCCAGAAAUGGCAGAGUCAGCAGCUCCUGAGAGCUACUGUGAAUCUAUCUGUGAAGAGGAUGUCACUCUUGCUUUGAAAGAGCUGGAUGAGAGAUGUGAAGAAGAAGAAGCUGACUUCUCUGGUUUGUCGAGCCAAGAUGAGGAGGAGCAGGACGGCUUCCCGGAAGCGCAGGCCUCCCCGCCGCCCUCCCCGUUCCUUUCGGCCAUCCUGGCCGCCUUCCAGCCGGUGCCGUGCGAGGAUGAGGAGGAGGCCUGGCGCUGCCACGUCAAUCAGAUGCUCUCGGAUACAGACGGCUCUUGUGCUGUUUACACCUUUCAUGUUUUCUCCAGGUUGUUUCAGACCAUUCAAAGAAAGUUUGUGGCUAUAACAAAUGAUUCGGUCAGCUUUCUGGGUGAGAGUCUGCAGCGAAUUGGAACAAAAUUUAAAAGCUCACUGGAAGUGAUGAUGUUAUGUUCAGAAUGUCCGACAGUCUUUGUGGAUGCAGAAACGCUAAUGUCUUGUGGCCUGCUGGAAACAUUGAAAUUCAGUGUGCUAGAGCUCCAGGARCACUUGGAUACCUAUAAUGUCAAAAGAGAAGCAGCAGAACAGUGGCUCGAUGACUGCAAGAGAACAUUUGGUACUGAUGAUGGCAUUCAUGGCGCUAACACAGACGCUCAGCAAAUGGAAAUUCUAGCAGAGCUGGAGCUGUGUCGGAGGCUGUACAAGUUGCACUUUCAGUUGCUGCUUCUGUUUCAAGCCUAUUGCAAACUGAUCAGCCAAGUAAACACCAUCCGAAAAGAAGCUGAGGUUAUAAAUAUGUCUGAAGAACUUGCCAUGCUGGAGAAUUGUCUGAAAGAAGCCGAGUCUGCCUCCGACAGCGGUAUCGAGGAAAUCGAGAUUGCAGAGGCUUCCCAGGCCAGCACCGAAACCGCGAUUCACUCCCUCAUUGAGUCCCUGAGGAGCAAAGAGUUCGUGUCAGCUGUGGCUCAGGUCAAGGCUUUCAGGUCCAUUUGGCCCAAUGACAUCUUUGGCAGCUCCGAAGAUGACCCCAUCCAGACUCUGCUGCACAUCUAUUUCCGCCAUCAGACGCUCGGCCAGACGGGCAGCUUUGCCGUAGUCGGCUCCAACCAGGAUAUGUCGGAGGCCAGCUCCAAACUGAUGGAACUCAACCUGGAAAUCCGGGAGUCUCUGCGCAUGGUGCAGUCCUGCCAGCUUCUAGGGAAGGUCAAACCGGCCGUAAAUCUGGUGAGCGCUGGAUUCUGAAGAGCUGUCUCCUGGAGAAGAACCUGCUGAAGACGCUUCAGACUAUUAUCGAGCACCUUCUGUUUUGGUUUUGUGAGAGCUGGGGAGAGAGGAGACCCUCUAGCAACCCCAGUGACCAACGCACGGUUUCAUCACAGCAAGAAAUUAUUUAAUCAGAGGCAAGAGAUCUGAAAAUGGAAGUCAACCAUCCCGCUUGACUGCUCUUUCUACACAGUAGCUGUACAGGCAGUAGUAUUUCUCUUUUUUUAUUUGAAUAUACGUAAAAGAACUACACGAAAGGAAAGGGCUUAAACGUAAUGCAUACAUUYGCAUUCUUUCCUGUUGUAACAGAACAGUAAAUGGUGGUUGCAGUAACAGCCUCUCAAGGUUGGAUCAACAUAAAGCAGGUGAGAUGAGGCUAAAAUCAAGGCUGCUUUAUUUUGGCUGAAGACCUGCAAGGCUUCCUGGCUUUCCAGCAGUAGCAAAUAUAAUCAGCUAGUACCUGAUGAGACACUUGGAAAGGUCAUCAAGAAUGUGCAGUCAAAGCUGAGCAGAAUGGCUUAGGGCUGCAAAAACCAGUGACUUCUCAAUGUUUUAUUUGCUUUCUUUUGUCUGUACUGAGGAAAUGAUGUAUGUGAGUUAGAGUGUAUGGCUAUGUGACAGUUGCUUUUUGAUGGUAUGGAUGAUUGUUAAAUAAGGUCUCAGAGCAUGCUUCAAAGAGCUGCAAGAUUAUUUUUGAAGAAAUUUUAUUUUAUUAGAUCUAAUCCUCCUAGUGUGUAAAUGUUAGGACAUUUAAUAAUAUUUUAAACUGGGAUUUCCCAGUGUUUCUAAAAGAAAUAAUAUAUCUGUUAACUUUAUUGGAAUGCUGCUCAGUUCUCUGAUCAGUGCAUACGUUACAAAUAUUGAUAACAACUAACCAAAAAGUAGCUGCCUGCAGAGACUUUAAAAUGUAUAUUAAAGGUGUAUGCUGCCCAUCAGCAACUCUCCUUAGAAGAAAGAAGUUAACUUAUUUUAUUCUGUAUAUAUUCUAGAAACUGUAUAGUGCAAAACCAGUAUUUUUCUUGUACAUUUGUGCAAUGCACUGUUAUGACAGUAGGUGUAUAGAGCUAUGAGGGAAGGGGGAGGCUCCCUGGUGGGAGUCACGGGCAGGGCUCAGACCACAAGUUGGAAGCACAACCGUGYGUCUGCAGGACUCCAGCCUAAGGAAGGGGGACUAUGGAAGAACAGCAACGGCUACCAAAACAUGCAAACAGGCAAUAUACUCAUAGCUCAGUGUCGAGGGCUGUAGCAUAAAAUGAACUGGAUUCUGCUGAAACCAAUAACGUUUUGUAUUAAAAAGAAAAAAAAAAAAAGAGAAAAAAAAUAGAAUGUAGUCCCAUAACUCCUGUGAUUUGAAAGGAACACCCAGUAUUUUUAUAUACAUCUCUUACCCACUGUGAUUUUUUUAAUGGGCUCUAAUUCCAGAGUUUAGAAUGUAGAAUUGAAAUUCUUAGCUCCGCCUUUUGGGGGGAAUUGGACCCCACUAGAAAUGUAAUUAUGCUGAAAUGCAUUAAUGGAAGGCACUGUGCACGCUGUUGGACUGCUGACAGUAGUUAUGUUAUCUUAACAAGCUCUGUAACUGGUCAAGGCACAUCCAUAAUCACUGUAUUUUUUUU